Messenger RNA from Mucor velutinosus, 1596 nucleotides. RefSeq names its product Epimerase domain-containing protein. The coding region runs from base 1 to 1596 and encodes 531 amino acids. The record is from RefSeq and is a predicted model, not a curated record. Gene Ontology annotation, biological process: NLS-bearing protein import into nucleus. The transcript is spliced from 4 exons. NCBI's taxonomy places the organism in Eukaryota, Fungi, Mucoromycota, Mucoromycetes, Mucorales, Mucoraceae. Gene Ontology annotation, molecular function: nuclear import signal receptor activity; protein binding. Gene Ontology annotation, cellular component: cytoplasm; nucleus; nucleoplasm.
AUGGAUAAAACUGCAGUUGCUGAUAGAAAGAACGCCUUCAAAAACAAGGAUGCUUUCGGCUCUGAUCAAGUGAGAAAUCGUAGACAAAAGCACACUGUCGAAAUCAGAAAGCAAAAGCGUGAGGAAAACUUGUCCAAGCGUCGUAACAUGAACAUCCCUAGCGCGUCCAUGUCUGACAGUGAGGACGACAUUGAAGUCGAGGAUGAUAUCAAUCUCCACGCCAAUUUGGUCGCUUUGAUUGCCGAUGUCAACUCCAACGAUGUUGAGAAACAAUACGAUGCCACCACCAAAUUCCGUAAGCUUCUCUCCAAGGAAAAGAACCCUCCCAUCAAGGAUGUCAUUGCUACUGGUGUUGUCCCCAAGUUUGUCGAGUUUUUGAGAUCCACACAUGCUUUAUUACAGUUUGAAGCUGCAUGGGCCUUGACCAACAUUGCCUCUGGUUCCUCUGACCAAACUCAAGUCGUCAUUGCCUCUGGUGCCGUCCCUAUUUUCAUUGAGUUAUUGAGCAGCAACAUUCCCGAUGUCAAGGAGCAAGCUGUGUGGGCUUUGGGUAAUAUCGCUGGUGAUAGUGCAGUGUGUCGCGAUUACGUAUUGGAACAAGGUGCAUUGAUGCCAUUGUUGGUCAUCCUCAACGAACAACACAAAUUGAGCAUGCUGCGUAAUGCUACCUGGACACUUUCCAACUUGUGUCGUGGUAAGAACCCUCAACCUGCAUGGGAGAUGGUGGUCCCUGCUUUGCCUGUGCUCGCCAAAUUGAUUUAUUCCACCGACGAAGAAGUCUUGAUUGAUGCUUGUUGGGCUAUUUCCUACUUGUCUGAUGGCUACAAUGACAGAAUUCAAGCUGUGAUCGAAUCAGGCGUCUGCCGUCGUUUGGUUGAAUUACUGAUGCACCCUAGCUCCAGCGUGCAAACACCUGCUCUUCGUUCUGUAGGUAACAUCGUUACUGGUGACGAUUUACAAACACAAGUCAUUAUCAAUUGUGGCGUCUUGGGUGCUUUAUCCUCUCUUUUGGGUAACCCCAAGGAAGCCAUCCGCAAAGAAGCCUGUUGGACUGUGUCAAACAUCACGGCUGGCAACACUGCUCAAAUUGACGCUGUUAUUGAAAGCAACAUUAUUCCCCCCUUGGUCCACAUCUUGUCAACUGCUGAAUUCAAGACACGCAAGGAAGCCUGUUGGGCUAUUGUCAAUGCUACCAGUGGUGGACUCAACAAGCCUGCACAAAUUCAAUACAUGGUCAGCCAAGGUAUCAUCAAGCCCUUGUGUGAUGUGUUGACAGGUCUCGACAAUAAGAUUAUACAAGUGGCAUUGGACGGUUUAGAGAACAUUUUGAAGGUUGGAGAUCAAGAUCGUCCCAAUGAUCCCGAGGGCAUCAACAGAUACGCACUUUACAUUGAAGAAUGCGGUGGCAUGGAGCUGAUUCACCAAUUGCAGACACAUCGCAACGAAGAUGUGUACAAGAAGGCAUAUCACAUUAUCGAUCGUUACUUCAACGAUGAGGACGCCGAAGACAUGACAGAUGAAGGACAACCUCAGCAAUCAUUUAGCUUCCAAUCCAACGUAGAUGUUCCUCAAGGUGGAUUUAAUUUUGGUUCUUAA